AUGGCAAAAAUGAGUUGCUUCUCUCUGAUUCUUAGGAAGAAGAAGAAGAAAGUUAAGGGAGAUGAUGAAUCUGCGAAAGCAGGUGAAGUGGACAAGGCUAUUAGGACUCUGCAACUCAGGCUUCAACAGCAGCCUGUGAAAACUGUGGAGGCUAAUGGGUUGAAGCCUUCGAAAAGUUUUGGAGCCCUUAUCCCUUAUGGUGUUGACAAGAAACCUAUCAAGAGUGACAAGGAGAAGAGCCCUGAUAGCGUCAUUGGGUUAUGUGGAGCAGCAUUUGAAUCUGAAGAUGAGCAUGAAGAGAGCCCCAUCAACUCUAAUGGCUCUGAUCUUCAGGCCAGUGAAGGCAAUGUGGGUGAAGAGGUCUCAUCAAGGAAGAUGAGUCGCUGUGAAUCUGAUAAGGACUGUGGGAGAGGUGUGGUUAGAGUAGGAAGUGGGCAUCUUAGUGAUCCUGGGGUUGGGAAAGCAGAGUUUUGGGGUUCAAGAACGCUAACUCGGUCUUGCUCGAAUUUGGAGACUCAUAAGGUGGAUGGAAAGAUGCAGUCUAAGUUGCGUGUUUCGAAGAAUCAGUCUUUUGAUGAGAGUGUAAUGAAGGAUAUUACUCCUGGAAGCCCUGCUUCUGUUAGAAGCCAUUGCAGUGCUGAUAAGGUGAUGCUAAAGAAGCACUCUUCAAGCCAAGUGCUGCCUUCUAGAAGCAGAAGAUUGUGGUGGAAGUUGUUCCUUUGGAGCCACAGGAACCUGCACAAAUCAUCAUCCACUGCAACACCAAAGAAACUUUCCAUCAAAACUAAGUUGAAUAAGCAAGGCGGGUACUCUUCGGAUACACUUGAACCAAACAGGGCUAUGCAAUUCGAAAAGUUGGAAUCACCCCUAUCAUUUAAUUCGAUGGACAAAGGGAAGAACAUCAUGAAUGAUGACCAGAGCUGGAGCGGUUUUCAAAUUGGAUCCUCAUCCUUUUGGCCACAGAACCAAUGGGUUGCUUUCUCAACAGAAACAUCCUCAUCUUCAAGAGUGAUGGACUGGAUGAAGGAUCUCGACACAACACCCUCCUCACUUCCAUCAAACGAAGAUGAAAAUGAGGGAGUUGUCACUCCACAAACUCCGCCCUCUCCUCUAACUCCUGGAUCAAGAAGCUCGACUUACUUCACUCGAGGUCCAGAUGCCAACCUUUCAGACGAUACACUGCAUGCUAAUACCAUAAUCCAGACUCUAAACUCUUCCUCAACAGUGGCUCACAUCUCUAGUAUGAACUUAAAAGCCAUCCCCAACAUUUCAUGCUUCUGCAGCCUUCGAUCAGUUAACUUGUCAAACAACUUCAUAGUUCACAUCACUCCAGGAUCGCUGCCAAAGAGCCUUCACACACUUGACUUGUCCAAAAACAAGAUCAGCUCCAUUGAAGGACUGAGAGAUUUAACCCGAUUGCGAGUACUAAACCUCAGUUACAAUCGGAUUUCUAGAAUUGGACGCGGGUUAUCAGGCUGUAGCAUACUCAAGGAGCUCUAUCUUGCUGGCAACAAAAUCAGUGAUGUCGAAGGUCUACACAGGCUAUUGAAGCUGACAGUUCUGGACCUGAGCUUCAACAAGAUAACAACAACAAAGGCACUUGGUCAGCUUGUUGCUAACUACAACUCGCUACAGGGUCUGAAUCUAUUAGGCAAUCCUAUCCAGAACAACAUUGGCGAUGAGCAGCUGCGCAAAACUGUUGUAAGUCUGCUCCCAAAACUAGUCUUCCUGAACAAGCAAUCCAUCAAACCACCACGAUCAAGGGAGGCAGUCACAGAUAGUGUAGCCAAAGCUGCAUUAGGAAAAUCUGGAUGGAACCCUCGACGAAAAACAGGCAAGAAGCUUACCCAAAGUUUUUCACUCACCAAAAAAAGGUCUGAUUCCGUAUCACCCAAGAAAUCUCGAUCAUUUUCAAACCGUGGCCACAAGAGCACUGGCAUUGCUAGUGUUGGACACAAGAGAAUGCUCGAGUCCAAGAGCAUAGCCAAAGUGUCAUCAGCUGCGCUUCCUUCUUCAUCCCAUUAAUUAGAGGCUUUUUCGUUGCAAAAACUUUGGUGUGCACACAAACAUUCUAGGAGGGGUCUCUUUUCCUGUGUAGAGUGUCACUUCAAGUCUGUAGAGUUAUACAAGACCCUAGUGGUUUCAUGUAAUUAGUUUUCCCCAUCAGUUAAGAAUAUAUUGUGCAGGUUGUAGUUAUCCGAAUAUCAUGUGUUCAACCGUAGUUGGCAAUAUACAACUGUUGUAGACAAGAAAUUCACUCCUAGGCCACUUUGGACCUCAUGUAUAUCUUGUAAAAGUCUCCAUUCUAGUAUUGAACAAAAUAUUGUCAAAUGAUUGAGAGCCAGAUCUGGCUACAGUACUGUAA
Fragaria vesca subsp. vesca is the source of this 2365-nucleotide messenger RNA. RefSeq lists its product as uncharacterized. Bases 1 to 2025 code for a protein of 674 amino acids. Gene Ontology annotation, cellular component: cytoplasm. Lineage: Eukaryota; Viridiplantae; Streptophyta; Magnoliopsida; Rosales; Rosaceae. The transcript has 4 exons. The record is from RefSeq and is a predicted model, not a curated record. Gene Ontology annotation, molecular function: protein kinase binding.